GAAAACUUGUCGGCCAUCGCACUUGUAGAGACAGACGGUUGCGGUAGGCCGUGAAGCGCUUUUGUGCAGUUUGCUCUGUGAGCUGAUUGGGUUUUCGUUGCUGAAGUUAAGCCAUAGGUGUUUUUUUUACCUUGCCGGAAUAGUUGUGCACAGUCCCAACUGUUCUAUAUUUGCGUUUACUUUUGAGUUAAUCUCUAAACAAGGCAGAAAAAACUUCGAAAAUGGAUCAAAUGUUGUCUAGCCCUGGUUUCAGCAUUCCUUCUAUCGGCACUCCACUUCAUCAACCAGAGGAGGACCAGCAGAUUUUACCUCACAAUAGUCCAAUUCCGGCACCACGUCAACAACAACAGAAUGGAUUUGGACUUGCUUUGCCUCACCAACAGAUCAACAAUUCAUCAAGCUCACAGAACCUUUACAGUUUACCGGGAUUCACACCUCAGCACAUGUUACAGCCACAAACACCGCAAGCCCUGAUGUCACCUGCUCCAAACCGAGGAUCAAGUGCAGCCAUUGGGGAUUCUCACAUGCAUUCACAAGGAACACCAGCUCCUGCUGGACUGUUUGGUCCUUCUACGCCUGCACCUAUGACACCACACACUCCAGCUUCUGCUGACCCUGGAAUUGUUCCUCAAUUACAAAACAUAGUAUCAACAGUAAAUUUGGGAUGCAAAUUAGAUCUUAAGAAGAUUGCGCUCCACGCGCGUAAUGCCGAGUAUAACCCCAAACGUUUCGCAGCCGUGAUUAUGAGAAUUCGUGAACCGAGAACAACGGCUCUCAUCUUUAGCUCAGGAAAAAUGGUAUGUACAGGAGCCAAAUCUGAAGAAGAUUCGAGAUUAGCUGCCAGAAAGUACGCACGAAUUGUUCAAAAACUAAAUUUUCCUGCAAAAUUUCUAGAUUUUAAAAUUCAAAACAUGGUUGGUAGCUGUGAUGUAAAAUUUCCUAUUCGUCUAGAAGGCCUAGUAUUGACACACAGCCAGUUUAGCAGCUACGAACCAGAACUCUUCCCUGGUCUCAUUUACCGAAUGGUCAAACCGCGUAUUGUGCUACUGAUUUUUGUUUCUGGAAAAGUAGUGUUAACUGGCGCUAAAGUUCGCCAAGAGAUCUACGACGCAUUCGACAAUAUUUACCCUAUUUUAAAGAGUUUCAAGAAGCAAUAGUACAUC
This is a messenger RNA of Daphnia carinata, 1163 nucleotides long. RefSeq lists its product as uncharacterized. Gene Ontology annotation, biological process: DNA-templated transcription initiation. The transcript has 6 exons. Bases 222 to 1157 code for a protein of 311 amino acids. Gene Ontology annotation, molecular function: RNA polymerase II general transcription initiation factor activity; DNA binding. NCBI's taxonomy places the organism in Eukaryota, Metazoa, Arthropoda, Branchiopoda, Diplostraca, Daphniidae. The record is from RefSeq and is a predicted model, not a curated record.